CGAAAAAUGAAGUGUUGCUGCGCGGCGAAUGCUAGCCAACUGAUCGCUAUCGCGACAAUUGCAUUUAUGGCUAUAUCGACAGGUGUCCAGCCAGCGCACAGUGCAAAUAUACUGGGUGUUUUCCUGAGUCCCAGCCCUUCUCAUUUAAUCGUACACAUGUCGAUUAUGAAAACACUGGCAGAGCGGGGUCACAAUGUCACUGUCGUCACCGGGCAAAAGCCGAAGGUGAAUCAUGAAAAGAUACACAAUAUUAUAAUUAAGCCGGCGGAGGCGCUUCAACGUGAAAUGAAUGAAGAAUUGGCCGGCUUGGGUGCGAAAAAACAAAGUAUGCUGGAAAUGUUGACGAGAGUGAUAACUGCCGAUACUGUAAUGUUUACUAUACAACUGGAUGUACUCAAGAAUGAACGAUUGCAAGAGAUCUACGAAACCAAUUAUGAUUUGGUCAUUAUGGGCUACUUCAUGAACAACUUUCAAUGGAUUGUUCCGGCCAAACUAAAUUGCCCGAUGAUACUCAGUUGGACGGGACAGCCGAUGGAGAUGAUUAAUGAAUUAGUGGGUGUACCGCACGAGGCAUCUUAUGUACCGAAUGUAUUUAUGCCGUACAAAAAAGGAGAGGUUAUGAACUUCAGCUCACGUCUGUUUAAUCUUUUUGGCAGCACAGCAUUUCGUUUAUUCACAUCGAUAUUGGAUAUUAGUUUGGCGGCGCGCUACAAAGAACUGGCUGCCGGCGAUACCAAUAUCCGUACAUAUUCCCAGAUGAAAGAAAAUGUUUCGUUAAUCUUUUGCAAUAGCCAUUUUAGUGAGGGGCCGAUACGGCCGUUAGUGCCAGGAAUUGUUGAGAUCGGUGGCAUACAAAUCAAAGACAAACCGGACCCAUUGCCAAAGAACCUUGCAGACUUUCUGAAUGCCUCUAAACCAAAUGGUGCCGUACUCUUUAGUUUGGGUUCCAAUAUGAAGGGUUCCAACGUACAACCGGCUACAGUGCAAAUCAUCUACAAAGUACUUUCCUCGCUCAAACAAAAUGUGAUUUGGAAAUGGGAGGAUUUAUCAAAUACACCGGGCAAUGCCUCGAAUAUACUCUACCAAAAAUGGUUACCACAAGACGACAUCCUCGCCCACCCUAAUAUCAAACUUUUCAUCACACACGCCGGCAAAGGAGGCAUGGUGGAGUCCAUAUACAACGGCGUACCUAUGGUUGCAAUGCCAGUAUUUGCCGAGCAGCCGGCAAAUGCCGAAAAAAUUUUCUCCUCCGGUUAUGGUUUACAGGUGGAUAUUUUAAAUUUGAAAGAAGAACCUUUCCGGGAGGCCAUUACGGAGGUGCUGAAUAAUCCAGUUUAUCGGAAUAAUGUACGGUCAUUUUCGAAACUUUAUCGCGAUCGCCCCUUGAGUGCCAGGGAAAACGUUCUCUACUGGGUGGAAUAUGUGCUGCGGCAUCGUGGGGCCGCUCACAUGCAAAGCCCCUUGGUGCGCAUGAAUUUCCUGCAGUCCAGCAGCUUAGACAUCUUCCUAACGAUUAUUGUGGCGCUCUACGCGAUCUGGAAGUUGCUGAAGUGGGCGCUUAAAGGGCUACGUAAAUUAAUUUGUUUAACGAUAGGAAAAUUAAAGCCGAAGCAGUCGAAGAAAUCAAAAAAAGAAUAAUGUAGAAGAAUAAAUAUAUAUGUAUGUACAUAUACGCAUUUUUGAAUAAAAUCGUGU
Molecule: messenger RNA, 1695 nt
Organism: Rhagoletis zephyria (snowberry fruit fly)
Lineage: Eukaryota; Metazoa; Arthropoda; Insecta; Diptera; Tephritidae
Product: UDP-glucuronosyltransferase 1-6-like
Molecular function (GO): UDP-glycosyltransferase activity
Source: RefSeq, a predicted model, not a curated record